Messenger RNA from Pneumocystis carinii B80, 869 nucleotides. RefSeq lists its product as hypothetical. Bases 1 to 825 code for a protein of 274 amino acids. The record is from RefSeq and is a predicted model, not a curated record. NCBI's taxonomy places the organism in Eukaryota, Fungi, Ascomycota, Pneumocystomycetes, Pneumocystales, Pneumocystaceae. The transcript is spliced from 3 exons.
AUGUUAAAAGUCAGUUUAUUAGAAAUUAUUGUCAGGGAAGAAGAAAUCCUUGCUUAUAUUUUGAAAGAAGAUCAUGAUGAUGAUGAUACUUGUAAAGAAAAAUUUAAAGAAUAUUGUGAAGAAUUGAGAGAUAUAGAUUCAGAAUUAAAUGAAGUUUAUAGCAAAGUUAAAGAAAUUUCUGGUAAUAUAGAACAAAAAUGCAAAAACCCAGAACUGAAGAUUCAUGGAAAAGUGGACGAUCUUUGUAAUUAUAUAUAUCUAUUUAUGAAUACUAGUAUCACUUGUAAAGAUUGUAAUGAACACAUACAAAAAUGUUUGUUUUUAGAAUUUACAAAAAUUCAUGGUAUUCAGACUACUUCAAUUACUUUAAAAAAUUAUAUUAUCUAUACGAGCAAGAAAAAAAGAGAAACAAAGUUAUUCUUAGAGCUAUUGGCACUGGAAUGUCAAAGAAUAGUAUUAGAAAAGUGUGCUACACUUGAAAAUAAUAAUAUUGAGAUUUUUUUCAGAUGUCUUCUGCCAAAGGAGAUAUGUCUUAGACUUGAAAAAAAUAUUUUGACUCAAUUAAAAGAUCUAGAACAAGUUUUGAAUGCGGUACAGGAUUAUCCUAAAGAAAAGGACUGUGUUGAAUUGAAAGAGAAUUGUGAAGGUAUUUUGAAAGAUUUAGGAUUAAAUAAUGAGAAAUGCGUUACAUUGAAAGAGCGCUAUGAAUAUUUUAAAGUUACAAAAGAACUGAAACAUGUGUUUUUGAAAGAAGAAAGUGAUAUAUUAGCGAAUAAUCAAAAAUGUAUGAAAGAUUUUUUGUAUAUAUCUAUUAUUUGUAUAUAGCAUAUGAAAUUUUGAAGAAUAAUACAUAAAUUUUUAAUGAAGAA